Tremella mesenterica DSM 1558 is the source of this 2956-nucleotide messenger RNA. RefSeq lists its product as uncharacterized. The record is from RefSeq and is a predicted model, not a curated record. Bases 497 to 2956 code for a protein of 819 amino acids. The transcript has 4 exons. NCBI's taxonomy places the organism in Eukaryota, Fungi, Basidiomycota, Tremellomycetes, Tremellales, Tremellaceae. Gene Ontology annotation, biological process: positive regulation of translation. Gene Ontology annotation, molecular function: RNA binding. Gene Ontology annotation, cellular component: cytosol; cytoplasmic stress granule.
CCACCACCUUUCAUAAGAAAUCAAACCGCACCGCCCUUCAGAAGCUCAUCUUUUUCAGUCUGGACCACUCUCUUUGACGACCGGUCUCGCCCGCACUCUCGGUUCUUCGGUCCGUGACUCAAGCGACUUCUUCUUUGACACCCCAGAAGCAAUACUCAAAAGUCGUCCGGUCGGAACAGAUAGUGCUUCGAGGCACACGAGGGAGGAGUGAGGUCGUAUCUACCGACUCUUUGGGCGCGAAGCUCAGCUUACAGUGAGCACCCGGUCAGCGGCGAGGGAGCAUUGACUGAUCCGACCCCCCCUUCCUAUUCUAACUACUCAUCUCUUCGAUCCUUUUUCUUCCUUGAAAUCGUGUUCUGUCUUCACAGCAUCUCUCUCCCUUCUCUGACUCGUCAUCAGACUCAGACCUUCGUCAACUGGUCAUUGGCCGUUAUCCCGAGAGUCCUCCUUAUCCUACCUCUCCCCUCCUAAUCUCUUCCGUACACGCAGUCCCAGCAUGUCCAAGUCACCCGCAGCGAGCUCAUCUCAACCUUCGGUAUUUGAUGCUCUUGGGUCAUAUGCGGAUCGGAUCAAGAAUACGGCCUGGCAAAAGCCAGCAGCGACUUUGAAAAAUCCUACCCCUGCUGUCGCUGCUCCCCUCCCAGCGUCAAAAUCGGCUCCCGCUUCGGGUUCGACUUCACCAGGGGUAAGACCGACAGGUCGAGCGAGUACAAGCGCAGCAGAAGUGAUCUUCGAUGACAGCGAUGAGUGGGAAACGGUGCCAAGUGGGAGGAAGAAGAACACUGGAAAGGAGAAAGGGGCGUGGACGGACAAGGCUUCGAAGGAGAGAUUCGAAGAGGAGAGGAGAGCCAUCAGUGCCAAGCCUCCCCAGAAUAAAGCCAAUCCUAAACCCGGCGAGAAGCCGCGAACAUCAUCGAUACCAGCCCACACCACUAAACCAGCUUGGGGACUUCUCCCUCCAUCUUCCACCACCACGACGCAUACGCAAGCGCCACUCAAGGCCGACCGAGUUCCACCCGUCAGUCCGACUUCGGCUCCACAUAUGCUACAAGGCUCUCCCAGUCCCUCUUCACCCUCUCUUCUGAGCACGGCGGUGACUGCAGUGUCUCCGAGCUCACCACAUUCACCGCGAUUAUCAGCGGCCGCGUCAUCGACCGCCGCGACAAGCGUCAUCAAGGGGAAAGACGAUGACGAGUCGGUAAAGUCCGACGAGUGUGAGAUGACUCCAACCACCAUAGCCCAACCUCAUCCUGAUCGCCAAACCCCAGUUCGCCCGGCUGUAAAUGCUUGGGUCGCUCAACAACCCGCUGUGACCCUCCCCGCGCUCAAUGGCAGUAUAUCAUCAAAGCCGGCGACGACGUUACAGUUCGGUAGCUUGAGUACCGAUGAAAAUCCCAUCGUCACCAAUAACAACCCCGACAUCGGUGUGACAGUCGCCAAGGUGCAGAGAAGGUCUGUUCCAACUGCGGUGGAUGAUAACGUGUGGCCUGAUGUUGCCCGAGCCGCGGAGGUGAUCAAAGCGGCGGAAGAGAAGAAGGAAAGGCCGAGAAGAAAUAGUCUGGGCAGUGGACAAACGGAAGAACAGCCCGCUGGCAGUAAAAAACAAAAAUGGGUUCCCAUACCCCCGUCCGAGCUUGCUGCUGCCGCCGAAGCCGCCGCGGAGGCCCGAAGGAAGCAGCAACGUGAGGCGAAACGAAGAGUCAAGGGUGAAAGUGUGUCACAACCAGGAAAGACGAGAGGAGGAUUAGACGUUAAGAAAGUUCCGAAAAGCGAGAUUCGUUUACCUCCAUUACCGAAAUCACAGACAGGUGCCAACGGCUUCAAACCCAUCUUCGGUACUGUCACCGGUAGUUCAAAUGGCAGCAGCCCCGACUUGGAAGAGGGUAAAGCAGAGGCUUCUUCUGGCAGCAUCAGUGCUCCUGUAUCACGACAAAAUACGAGAAAUUCCCGUCGAGGUUCUACACAAUCUCGAACCCAAGGUUCCUCCCCAGUCACCCACGCUCUUCCCCUCAAUCCGGUAACGAAUGGUCCUGCCACCCGACCCGUCGUUGGAACCUCUACGGCUCCUCUUCCCCAACACUCGUUCAAUCCAGCCAGCAACCCCAAUCUUCCUCGUGCACGCGGUCGCGAUGGACGAGCCUCUUUCAGCGGUCGAGGUCGUGGGGGCUUCCGCUCUCACUCGCUAAUGGGAGGACGUCAGUGGAUGUCGCCAGAGUACAUGAAUGCAGGCAUGUACCCAGGUUACGCCAUGGGAUACCCGCCAUUUUAUCCUAUGGGUUACUCUCCACCUGGACCCGGUCCAUACUUCGACCCCAUUCAAGCUCAAAUGUACGGCAUGCCAAUGUGGAAUACUCCUCCGGGCGGACUAUAUGACCCACGAGCUCCACCUCUUGACGGCUUGCAAGGAUGGCUAUACGGUCAGGUGGAGUAUUACUUCAGUAUGCAAAACCUAGCAAUGGAUGAUUAUCUACGCAGACAAAUGGACUCUGAAGGAUGGAUAAGCAUCGCUACUAUCGCUUCUUUCAAUCGUAUCAAAGCCGCUACCAGCGAUGUCGACAUGGUCCGAAUGGCCAUGCAAGCCUCACCUAAUCUGGAGGUUCGUGAGGGCAAAGUACGUCUGCGUGAUCCAGACAUGCGACGACAGUGGAUUCUUCCUAGUGCCGAGCCGAGUAGGAUGCCUCCCCUUGAAGAGACUGGUGAAUCACAUAUACCCAAUGGUAUUUUCGGUCUUGAAGGUAGUGUAGGAGUUGGGAACGGGAGUACAGCUCAUCCUCGAAUCGCAACUUCGGAUGUGGAACAUGCGUUGAUGAAAAGUACAGUGAGCGCGGGAACGAGAUCUAUCCCUCCGAGUUCGACCGCUAGUGUUUUGUAUGAGGAAAGUGUUGAUAAGGCGGAUGAUACGCCUGCGACUAGUAUGUCAGGUGAACGGCAUGAGGAAGAACAUAAGGGGAUGUGA